AUGUCAAAAAAUAUCAAAAAACUUAUUGCGUUUGAAGAACUUUCUGAUGGUUUCUGGCAAUCAGCAUACAAAGAAGUCUUCAAAGAAUUAAUUCUAACAAUACUGUACUCUACACCAAAAGAAUAUAGACUUGCACUAGAAAAGUACUUACCUAAAAAUGCUGAGCACUUUAUCGAUACAAUUGGAAGAAACGCUUGGGUUUCUUAUUUUAAUGAAAAACUUUUACCAGAA
Molecule: messenger RNA, 231 nt
Organism: Ambispora leptoticha
Lineage: Eukaryota; Fungi; Glomeromycota; Glomeromycetes; Archaeosporales; Ambisporaceae
Source: the annotation of a GenBank genome assembly